GAAAACCGCGGCACCAUAUCUGUGACUGCAUGCUCUCAUCAUCUAUCCAAGGCGUAUUCCGGCUCCACCAGAGGUGUGGAUGUAGUUCGGCAAUCAUGAAUCCUCACACGCACAUGGCCGACCGGCAUGUUUGACAUAUCGCCUCCAUGGCCAUUGCCCCUGUAUAGCUGUUUCAUCUAUAUCACGAAAGGGGGUUGCAACUCCGUCUCAGCUUCUCUUCAGGCUGAUGUAUCCAUACCACUAGCUAGAUGAUAGGGCCCUACGAAGGUCUGGACGCAGCACAGCACUAUUUAUAUGGAAGCAAAGGGCGUGUGGUAGGAAUCAUCUUCUCCUUCUCCAGCAGAACACGUUCCUUUUACAUUUCGUUCUUUACCUUACUACACAAUGACACUACGUGUCGCUUCAUUCUUUACCUCUGCUGUUGCGCUGGCCGCCGCGGCAGAUCCGAGCCUGAGCCUCAAGACUUAUAUUGAUGCUCUAAAGCUCAAUGGCAGCUUCACGCCAUUCAUGGAAUCCUACUGGACUGGGCUCCCUCACCACCGAAGGACACCAUUCGCCGUUUCUCCCGAUGGCAAGACUGGCUACCUGGCCUACUUGGGCAGCAAUGGCAACGGCGUAUAUGUCCAACACGUCGACCUCUCGACGUUCAACGCUACUGGUACUACUGUGACGAUUGCGAACGUCAAAGAAGCGGGGGGUCUUGUUGGCCACAACGACGGCUUCGCAAUGCUCGGAAAUGAGCCACUUCCCGCCUCUACUGACGAUGCACCACCCAAUGACACGCCUGUGCCAGCCAUUUACAAAUAUACCAAUGGCUCGCAGGAGUUCAAGACCUUCGUGGCUGGUCCUGGAGUCCACGAGGCGGAUGGUCUCUCGAUGUCGCCUGACAUGAACGGAGACUUGGUCUGGUCGGACAAAGCAGAGCUCUACGGUGCUUAUUUUGUCGUGACUGCCUACACUGGUGAUGCCACUGGUCACUUUGGUGACAGCAUCCAGUACGUCAACAGUAAUGGUACACUUGAAGUCAUCGACGGCGCGUCUAGCUCUUGGGGAUGCUCACACAACACCGGAAUUGCUUUCGAGGCCGCCGAUGAGGCUCCCUUUGCCAGUAUAUGCGCUGAAGAUCAAGGGGCGAUCUGGCUCAACACGAAGGGUCAAGGCAUGUCUACCGAUGGUCUCAAGAUCUCCAACGAGAAUACCACGAAUGGCGGCGGCGGAGAGGCUAUGGGUGGCAUGUCCGGCUCGUACUCUGCCCUCGCUCAGUUCGUCAACAGUACUUCCUACAUCUUCGCCUGGGUGUCUCGCGGCGCCGUCAACCUCAAAGCGAACGAGUGGAUGGGUGAGGGCUACACCAAUGCUUUGAAUCGUACCAAUGGCCGACGGGUCGCAAUCGCACUUUUCUCUGACAAGGAGACUAUGGUCUCCGAAGAAGCUUCUUCUGAGGUUGGCGCAGCUUCGGGCGAUGAUCAAGUCAACUGGGUCACGCCUGAGAUUGGGGCCGACCGUAGUAACGCUCAUGUUGCAGCCUUCGACUCUGACUACGCCCUUGUCAGCUGGGAACAAAUUGAUGAGCCGCAGUGCGAUUUCAUUGCCAUGGGAUGUAAGGGAAAGUUCUCGGGUUCUUACUUCCAGCUCGUGAACAGUGCCGGAAAAAUGAUUGGCGAACCAAUCAAAGACAUGAAUACUUAUGUCGCAGGAGAUAUGGUCACCAUGAAUGAUGGCAGGAUCUGCUGGCCGUAUGUUCGCAUGAGUUGGGAGUUGGACGUGCCUGUGGUGGAAAGCCAGAUGAUGGCCAAUGCGACAAGCAUGAGCUUUGCUUGCAUGAGUUUGGUGUGAGAGGCGUGCAAGGUCACUAAAAUCGGCGCGGGAUGCCGAGAUCGUGAGUGUGUAGCCCUCAAGAUGUGAGGCGUACCCAGCAACGGACUGCUUUCGAAUCAGAUGAUAUUAGGGUACCCUCAGAAGCCACGUCACCCUUUCCGUGUCUUUGCUAAAAGCGUCGUCCGAGGAAAGUUCCAUUUCGGUAGCAGGCGAGAAGCCACACCUACGAAGACACUUGAUACUUGCUGCGUUGUCGGCAUUCACUUUGGCAAACAAUGUCUGCGCCGGAAAUGCCUUGACAUACCAUGUGCAGAAGUCUCUCGUGGCUUCCUGAGCAUAGCCUUUACCCCAGUGACUUGGUAGAAGCGAGAACCCAAUCUCGCGUGGCCUGAAGGUUCCCACAAGCCCGACCAGUUCUGAAGAUAGAAGUAUUGUGAUGGCAUGGAUCAGUAUAGGCUGGUCUGGUGGUGAAAUGUUCACGAGCACGAGCAGAUCGUCGAGCAUCUGUUCAGAGCGCUCCAACGUCUUGCACG
Sphaerulina musiva SO2202 is the source of this 2351-nucleotide messenger RNA. RefSeq lists its product as uncharacterized. The transcript has 2 exons. Bases 385 to 1836 code for a protein of 483 amino acids. The record is from RefSeq and is a predicted model, not a curated record. Lineage: Eukaryota; Fungi; Ascomycota; Dothideomycetes; Mycosphaerellales; Mycosphaerellaceae.